AUGGCUACUUCGUACCACACUCGGUCAAACAGCUUGCCCUCUAGGCCACACCCAUUUUCCUCAGAUUUUGAUGAGAAUUUGCACAGAUUAAAGGCCUCUGAAUCAGCUUCAACAUCUUCAUCAUCAAUAAGCCAAAGACUUAAUGGCCUUCAAGACUUGUAUGAUUCGGUUGAUAGGUUGCUUCAGUUGCCCCUUUCUCAACAAGCUUUAGCCCAAGAGCUACAGAAGAAGAAUGUACAAAAGUUUUUGGAUGGAUCUCUAAUCCUCUUGGAUAUUAGUAGCACGGCUAAGGAUUCCUUGUUGCAAACAAAGGAAUGCAUACUUGAACUGCAGUCAAUCUUGCGUAGAAGACGGGGAGGUGAAUUUGAAAUCGAUGAGGUUAAGAAAUACUUGAGCUCUAGGAAAGUUGUGAAAAUGGCCAUUCACAAGGCCCUGAAAAUUUUGAAGGGUGCAGAAUGCAGCUUUUCUACCUUGGAUGAGGACCUUGAGACCAAGGCCAUGGUUAGCAUGCUAAAGGAGACGGAAGCGAAGACAAUCACAGUGCUUAACUCUAUGUUGUCCCUUAUCUCAGGACCAAAGGCUCAAUCAAAGAUUAGCAGCUGGUCAGUGGUUUCCAAGCUAAUUCAAUCCAAAAUAAUAGCAUGUGAGAAAGAGGAAAAAGAUGUAAAUGAGUUUGAUAAGGUGGAUGCAGCACUGCAAUCAUUCAUCGGUCUCAAGACAAUCAAAUCCGAUAACUUCUUCCAUGUUCAAAACCAGCUAAAAGAGUUGGAAUCAAGCAUUCAAGAUCUUGAAGAAGGAAUUGAGAGCUUGUAUAGGAGCUUGAUCAAAAACAGAGUCUCUCUCCUCAACAUCCUCAACAACUAGCUUAGAACAUGAUGAUGUAGUCAUACUUGUA
This is a messenger RNA of Pistacia vera, 895 nucleotides long. RefSeq lists its product as uncharacterized. Gene Ontology annotation, biological process: shoot system development; root development. NCBI's taxonomy places the organism in Eukaryota, Viridiplantae, Streptophyta, Magnoliopsida, Sapindales, Anacardiaceae. The transcript has a single exon. The record is from RefSeq and is a predicted model, not a curated record. The coding region runs from base 1 to 864 and encodes 287 amino acids.